Molecule: messenger RNA, 1995 nt
Organism: Tachysurus vachellii
Lineage: Eukaryota; Metazoa; Chordata; Actinopteri; Siluriformes; Bagridae
Gene: esrrd
Product: estrogen-related receptor delta
Exons: 7
Coding region: 94-1401 (435 amino acids)
Biological process (GO): regulation of DNA-templated transcription
Cellular component (GO): nucleus
Molecular function (GO): sequence-specific DNA binding; zinc ion binding; steroid binding
Source: RefSeq, a predicted model, not a curated record
UCUUUCUGUUUUUACAUUAUCCUCCAAAUCUAAUUUUUUUAAUCCUCUUCUCAUUUUUCCAACAUUCAAAUUUAGACAGCUAGAAUUUACAACAUGGAGUUGCAGGACUUUUGUUUAAGCGACAACUUCCAGUUUCUAAAUGAACAGAACAGCCUCUUGGAGCCCUCGUCUUCUGAUGACCCGCCUUCUCCACAAGAGCCAAGCAUUAAAUCCGACUCACCAAAUUUAACACCAUUCAGCCUGAGCAGCACAUCAGAAAGCAGUGGUUAUAGUGUAUUUUCCCAAUCUCUCGAUCCUGCACACUUCACUGCUAAAGACAAUGAAGAGCUACAGCUGCAGUCACAGACAGGCUCCAUCCUAAACCGAGACUAUGUCCCGUCAUUCAGCCAUGGGCCCAAACGCUUAUGUCUGGUGUGUGGAGACUUUGCAUCCGGCUACCAUUAUGGUGUGGCAUCCUGUGAAGCGUGCAAGGCCUUUUUUAAGAGAACCAUUCAAGGAAAUAUUGAGUACAGCUGUCCGGUGGUGAAUGAGUGUGAGAUAACAAAGAGACGGAGGAAAUCAUGUCAGGCCUGCCGCUUUCAGAAAUGCCUGAGGGCAGGAAUGAUGCGUGAAGGUGUACGUAUGGAUCGUGUGAGAGGAGGCAGGCAAAAGUAUAAACGACGAGUAGAUUCAGGCCUGUCUGUCUUCAUCCAACCUGUUAAAACACAUCAGGUUAAAAGCAUCCGUAAUAAGGUGAUUUCUCAGUUGUUGGCUUCUGAACCAGCUCCACUAAGAGCCACUCCUGACCCAGUGGCCCCUGACAGUGACCUCAAAUCCUUGUUGACCUUAUGUGACCUUUUAAACCGAGAACUGCUGGUCAUGAUCAACUGGGCAAAACACAUACCAGGGUUCUCGUCACUCUCACUUUCGGAUCAGAUGGCACUGCUACAGAGCGGAUGGAUGGAAGCUCUGCUGCUCUGUGUGGUGUGGCGUUCUCUGGCGUCAACUCAAGCACUGCAAUUUGCUGAAAAUCUUCAUCUGAACGAGCCUCAGUGCAAAAAUGCUGGCCUGCUGGAGCUUUACACACCACUGAGACUCCUCAUUGACAAAUACCAACAACUCAACAUCAGCCACGAGGAGGCUGUAACGCUCCGAGCCAUGGCACUCGCCAACUCAGAUGCCGAGCACGUGGAGAGUGGUGACAGUGUGCUGCGUUUUCAGGACGGACUGCAUGAGGCUCUGCAGGACUAUGAGGUGAAUGAGCGUGCAGCUGAACCUCACCGAGCUGGCAGACUGCUCAUGACACUGCCACUGCUCCGACAGAGCGCACACAGAGCCGUGCAGUGUUUCCGACGCCUGCACAUGCAACACUGUGUGCCCAUGCACAAGCUUUUUCUGGAGAUGCUGGACACCAAGAUUUAGUUCUUCUUCUUGUAUUUUAGUAUUUUUGGAAUUUUUCUCUUGCUGGAGGUGACGAGAGAGAUGAGUUGUUGUAAUUCUGGUACUCUAAAAUAUUAGUAACAGAAAAAUGAACUGCAUGGAAAGGAGUCAUGUUUCACGUAUUUUAACGUGAAAGAGUUUUAUGAGGUUUUCAACAUUUCCUUGUAAUACCACAUCAUGAAUCACUUUGUAUUAAGCUUUCUCAUCAAAUAAGCAUCUUUUAACAGCAUUGUUUAGGCCAGCAACAUUUAAAAACAACUGUUUCAAGGUGCUUAGUGAUAAGCAUCAUUUUAUUACAGUUUCACUUUUGUACGCUUUGCUAUUCUGACCCAGAAUAUUGAAUGAAUGAUUACCUGAAAAUAUAAAGUAUAGUUUUUCUUCUGCAAAUGAAAUGAAACCGAAAACAGAAAAAAAAUAACACUGGAAAUCUUAAAAAGGUUGAAUCAUUUAAAUUUGAAAAUUAUAGGGAAGUAGUGAAUAAUGUGUAAAGGUACACAUGUGUACAAUCCCAUUCCCAUAGCAUUUUAAUAACAUGAAGGACUUUUACUAAAUUUUUAUAUAUUACUUUUUUGAAAA